CCGCCCCCCAACAUCAUGGCUUCCAGGUAUCCGAGGAGCUACGUGCUCUUCCAGCGAGUACUGCCGCUUGCCUUCCAGAGCCGAGAUCGCUUCGUCAGACAGCGGCCAGCCACCACCAUGAACGCACCGCCGUCCGCAGUUUUCUUCUUCCUCGUUCUCUCGAUCCUGGGUGGGGCACAAUGCGAGUUCGUCUGCCCGGCGAAGAACGGUCAGUUCGCGUCGCCCGAGAGCUGUCGAGUCUUUUACCAGUGUGUGGAUAACAUCCCUUACAUCACAAGAUGCGCCGAAGGAUCCCUCUACGAUGGUCUCAAACACGAGUGUGUGGACAAAUUUCUGAAAGACAUCAAGUGCGGUCCUCAAACGACGACCGAGGCACCUUCCACUACUCCUGACCCCUUCAAGGCGCCUGGUUGUGACGAUGCUAACUGCCGUCUGCCCUACUGCCACUGCUCCUUAGACGGAACAGAUAUUCCUGAAGGUCUUAGACCCGAGGAGAUUCCUCAGAUUAUUAUGAUAACAUUCGACGGUGGUGUCAACGACCUCAACUUCGAAACCUACAACAAGAUCUUCUUGGAGAACAGGACCAACCCCAACGGAUGUCCCAUCCGAGGAACGUUCUUUGUCUCUCACGACUACACCAAUUACCAGCAGGUGCAGGAUUAUUACAGCCAAGGGCACGAAAUCGCAGCGGGCUCAGUCAGCCGUCGCAAGGGACUCGAAGAUGAAAACGAAGACACUUGGAUUGGAGAAAUGGUGACCAUGAGGGAGAUCCUACGCAACUACGCCAGCGUGAGACCAGAGGAUGUCAUCGGUCAGAGGGGCCCCCAUCUCAAGCCAGGCAGGAAUGCCCAGUAUGAGGUCUUGGCUUCCUAUGGAUUCUCCUGGGAUUCUACCAUCAAUGUUCCACCAGUCCCCGUCCCAGUAUGGCCAUACUCACUAGAAUACGAAAUCCCUCACGAAUGCCGCUCCGGAACCUGCCCAUCUAGGGCCUUCCCUGGUGUUUGGGAACUUCCAAUGAACUCCCAUUACAAGGACACAAAUUAUGAAGGUGGAUUCUGCCCUUACCUCGAUCAGUGCGCCUUGAGUUACUUGAGUGAACCCGAAGUAGUUCAGUGGCUACUGAAGGACUUCGACCGCCAUUACACUACUAACAAGGCCCCCUACAUGCUCUCCCUCACAACCAACUGGUUCCAGACCCCAUCUUUGACCAACGGCCUCCUAGCAUUCAUCGACGAAACACUACAAUACCCAGAUGUCUACUACACCACUAUGACUGAAGCUCUCCAAUGGGUCACAACCCCACAGACUUUGGGAAGUCUGGAUCGAUUCCAACCCUGGAACUGCAAACAGAAGGUCCUUCCAGAGCCGCCCUGCGCAGCUCCUCAAAGCUGCCAAUUGGUGCUGAACCCCGUUAACGACAACAGCACCUCUCCCCCAACCGGCUCAAGAUACAUGGUGACCUGCAACCAGUGCCCAACUGUCUACCCUUGGGUAUGGGAUGCCGCUGGCAUUGGCAGAGGGAAGGAUGAGUACGUCCCUGAGUACCCAACUGACAGAGCAGAUGCUUCAAACGCGGCGGCUGCAGAAGAACUCGUAUAAAGAGUGAAGACAAUUUUGUGUUCCUUAAACACGGAUGUUUUUGCUUUCAUAGAUGAAGUCGUGGCAAUUAUAACACCAUGAUGUUGGAACAUCAUUUCCACUAAGGAGAAAUUAAUUGAUUACAAAAUUAAGGUUACUGGAAUGUUAACAACUUCUAAAAUGAAGAACAGAGUUAUACAGAGCGUCCCUUGUCUCUCCUUUCAUUUCUUUAUCUUUAAGAUAUGUUAAGUAUUCCACAGCUCACUUUUAUAUCUCAUCAUUUGCUUUUGGUAAGAAUUACCACUAAUACAUUCUGGCAAACUAAGUUAUAGUCUACCAUAACUUUUGAUUUGUCCCAAAAUUCUUGAUAAAACGACUUUUCCCAUGCGAAGACACCUUUUUUUCUUCUUUUGUUGCUAGGUUUUAAAUCUAAUACUUAAAACUGUUAGCUUUCUGAAUAACUAUAAAUAAUAGAAAGCCAAGCCUUACAAAUCCUGUAUUCUAAAAACUGGAAAUAGAAUGUUUGAAAAACGCAAAUUAAGCAGUCAAGUAAUUAAAACUCUAUGUAGAAAAAUUGUUUAGUGGGCAUAACGAUAGAAAAAUAGGUAAAAUAGUUCUCCAACUAUUUCCAAAUUCUCAUUUUCACAGACAUAAAUGUAAUACAAUGAUUCUUCAACUCAUCUGUGAUCAUAUUCCAUUACAAAAAUCUGGCGAGUUAAUUAUCUCAUCUUUCAGAACACUCGUGAAUUAUUUCCUGAUCAUGAAAACACGAUCCCAUUUCUUGUACAUUUUAAAGGAACAUGAAACAUUCAUUUUUUUUUUCUCUCAUCUGUACUCAUCUGUUUGACAAUAAAAUGACAAAGGAG
Macrobrachium nipponense is the source of this 2444-nucleotide messenger RNA. RefSeq names its product chitin deacetylase 1-like (gene Cda4). Gene Ontology annotation, biological process: carbohydrate metabolic process. Bases 16 to 1599 code for a protein of 527 amino acids. Gene Ontology annotation, molecular function: chitin binding. Lineage: Eukaryota; Metazoa; Arthropoda; Malacostraca; Decapoda; Palaemonidae. The record is from RefSeq and is a predicted model, not a curated record. The transcript is spliced from 11 exons. Gene Ontology annotation, cellular component: extracellular region.